Molecule: messenger RNA, 447 nt
Organism: Rotaria sordida
Lineage: Eukaryota; Metazoa; Rotifera; Eurotatoria; Philodinida; Philodinidae
Source: the annotation of a GenBank genome assembly
AUGGCAAAUACUCCUGUGUAUUUUUACGAUGUUGAUAAACCAUUUGGUGAAUUUGGUAAUUUUUAUUCUGCUCCAAUUGAAUUAGAUGGAUACGUUUGGCCAACUACUGAACAUUAUUUUCAGGCACAAAAAUAUAUUUCAAAUGAAAAACAUUUUAAAAAUAUCUUACAAUUAGCUACUCCUCGAGAAGCGUUUAACUAUGUACGAACUUAUCAAUCUGCAGUACGACCAGAUUGGGCAAAUGUAAAAGAUGAUAUAAUGUUUAAAGCAUGUUUGGCAAAAUUUCAACAACAUCCAAAACUUAAACAAUUAUUAUUAUCAACUGGAGAUCGUACUUUAGUUGAACAUACAAUAAAUGAUUCUUAUUGGGGAGAUGGAGGAGAUGGUUCAGGAAGAAAUCAAUUAGGAAUAACUUUAAUGAGAGUUAGAGACUAUCUUAAACAAUAG